AUUUUUGUGACGAAAGGCCUUAUGGGGCCUCUCGUCACUAUGCCAUCGGUUUGAGUGAGUGAAAGAAAGAGUUGUAAACAAUAGAAUUUCACUUGAAGCAGGCGUUCCUAGCGGUCAUUCAUCGAACACGUGAUCGUCGUCGUAGAUGUCGCUGGCGAAGAGGGAUCGGAUUGAUUUCGGAUUACGACGUUGUUUUGAAUUAUAGUCCACGAGCAAAAAAUGAUUGGAGUCAAACAUGUGCUUUCUCUUCGCACUUCUCGUUUGAUUUCACGAGCUCUUGUGAAGAAUACCAACAUGAGCACUCCUACAACAAACCCACAACAACAACUCAACAAAGCUGACGACUCACCAGAUGUUCAACUAGAGGGUUUUGUUCAUAGCCUAAGUCCUGUUAAGCAUGCGAAAAAAAACAGAAAACCAUACUUUGACUGUCUUGUCCAAACUGGGGAAGCUGAAAAGGUCCGUGCCGUGUGCUAUGACCCACAGCUAAGAAAAAAUCUCCUUGAACCAUACCAAAAUAAAUCAACAAUAAAAAUCACAGCCACCAAAAGAAUGGCUAGCACCAGUACCUCUGAAGAGUUCAGAAUGACGAAAAAAUCAAAGAUAACAUCAGCAGCGCCAGAAUUCUCAUAUAACUCCCAAGUUGUCUCAUCUAUUGUGACGGUGCAAGAAGCGUUAUCAGCGCCAGAAUACAAGGCAGUUGACAUUGUUGCUAAGGUGGUAACAAAGAAUCACGAAAAUCAAUUGAUCAUUAAAGAGCCUCAGUCACGAAACGAAAAUAGAGUUUAUUUGAAUAUUGAUAUCUGAAAAACACUGGCUGAAAAUUUGAGCGAAAUCGUUUAAAACCUCGAAAAGUUAUUGUUUUUUAGGGAAUUUCAAACUUUCCGCGCUUUAUGUCCCCUCCAUCAAUCGCUCGGCCAAGCAAUCACGUGACGACGCUUCCGAUCACGUGUGCGUGCUCGGCGUCAUAAUGUUGGUUCAGUUCAAUAUGGCGGACAGAGAAAGUAAGACGUGCGACGGUGACCCUCGCGAUAAAAGGAAAAAUAAGGGCCGAUUUUGUGUAGCAGGCCUACCGAAUAAUGUUAGCUGCAAAAA
Nematostella vectensis (starlet sea anemone) is the source of this 1095-nucleotide messenger RNA. RefSeq lists its product as uncharacterized. The record is from RefSeq and is a predicted model, not a curated record. Lineage: Eukaryota; Metazoa; Cnidaria; Anthozoa; Actiniaria; Edwardsiidae. The transcript is spliced from 4 exons. The coding region runs from base 220 to 807 and encodes 195 amino acids.